This is a messenger RNA of Nothobranchius furzeri (turquoise killifish), 1825 nucleotides long. RefSeq names its product regulation of nuclear pre-mRNA domain-containing protein 1A. Gene Ontology annotation, biological process: mRNA 3'-end processing. NCBI's taxonomy places the organism in Eukaryota, Metazoa, Chordata, Actinopteri, Cyprinodontiformes, Nothobranchiidae. The record is from RefSeq and is a predicted model, not a curated record. Gene Ontology annotation, molecular function: RNA polymerase II complex binding.
UCUUUCUUCCCAGCGGAGGCAGGAACGGAGGUACCCGAGCAGCUACUGUUAGCAUGAACAACCAGGCUGUGGCACAGCAACAAAAAAUCUAGUUUGGAUGGCGAAAACUUAUUUUGAGCGCGUAGCUUGCUCGAUAAACGUUUCUUUUAGUGGGUAACCCAUACAUCUGCACCUCUGCGGUGUCUCGUUGCCCCUCCGGAUAAUCCCGUCGAGAUGUCCGCUUUCUCCGAGGCGGCUUUAGAGAAGAAACUAUCCGAGCUUAGCAACUCCCAGCAAAGUGUGCAAACGCUGUCGCUGUGGCUCAUUCACCACAGAAAACACUCGAAGACGAUCGUCACCGUGUGGUUCAGCGAACUCCGGAAAGCUCAGGUGUCCCGUAAGCUGACCUUCCUCUACCUGGCCAAUGACGUCAUCCAGAACAGCAAAAGGAAAGGACCCGAGUUCACGCAGGAUUUUGCGCCGGUCAUCGUGGACGCAUUCAAGCACGUUUACAGAGAGGGCGAGGAGAGCUGUAAGAAACAGCUGGGUCGAGUUUUAUCCAUCUGGCAAGAGAGAGCUGUUUAUGAGAACAACCUGCUGGAGCAGCUGUCACAAGUCCUGUACGGAGAAAAUAAAGCUAAGAAAAGGUCGUACGAGGAAAUCCACCCUGACGAGGGCUUCACUUCCAGUCGCUCCCCAGCUGAUCCGCCACAGACCGCCGAGUUGAUACGAGCCUUGCAGGAGCUCGAAAACGCCGCCUCCAGCGACUCGGUGCUACGCCAGCGCAUCUCAUCUCUUCCCGCCGAGGUGCAGGAUACGUCGCUUCUUCACCGGAUCACAGAUAAAGAGUCAGGAGAGCGGCUCUCCCGGCUCGUGGAGGAAGCCUGCAUGCUGUUGGCAGACUACAGCGGGCGCCUGGCGGCGGAGAUCGAUGACAGGAGGCAGCUGACUCGCACCCUAACGGUCUUCCUGCAGAGCCAGAAGGACGGCUUGGCCCAAAACGAGCAGAAACUUGAAGAAUACAAGAGAAAACUGGCGAGGGUGUCGCAGGUCAGAAAGGAGCUGCGAUCACGGCUGAGUGCUCUCUCAGAGGGACUCUACAACUCUUCUAAAUGACUGAAGUCUUUCGUCACCACUGCUAGUGAAACUGCUGAACUCACGUCUGCUAAAACACGACCCCAGCGUCUGUCUCUGGUGAUCCUGUGGUCCUUGUUCCGUCUCGGGACGGAUCCUUCCAUCGACGUCUCCAGCUUUCUCCGUGUACAAGCUCGUGUUUUAAUGUAAAACACUGUAAACUAAAAUUAGUUAACUCUAACUCUUUGCAGCUUCAAAGUGGUCUGCCUGCUGUGGUUUUUCUAUUUGUAGGGACUUAAAUAAAGUAGAAUUUGUAUCUAUUCAGGAACGCUUUAGUUAAAAUAAUGUUAACAGACGCGCUUCCUCGGAUUGAUGAAGUCAUUCAAACUUAAAUCACUGAUUAUUUUACACCACAAUUGCAAAAACGGUCAUAAUGCAUAAAUCGAACCACAACAUUAUGUUUCUUUGUGUAAGGGUCGUCCUGAUUGGUCACAAUAUAAGUUUGCAUGUAAGUACAGUGGAGGUGUACUUCCUUUCAAUCGUGUUAUAUGUGUCAAAGAGUUUCCAGAACAAUUGACACGUUUAUCUCCUUGUUUUUAUGUACAUGCACAAGUGAAGGAGUGUUAUGUUUGAUGUGUUCUCUCUCUAAUGCUGUGCAGAGGCUUCACACACCUUGACAAAUGUUCCGAUUUCCAAAGCAAGACUAAGAAAAUGUCUGUUUUUUGUAAUGAAGCAGCCAAGGCUUAUUAGAACCAAAUAAAUGCAAAAUGUA